Messenger RNA from Aspergillus wentii DTO 134E9, 522 nucleotides. Its product is annotated as CybS family protein. The transcript is spliced from 5 exons. Gene Ontology annotation, molecular function: heme binding; ubiquinone binding. The record is from RefSeq and is a predicted model, not a curated record. Gene Ontology annotation, cellular component: membrane; mitochondrial envelope. Gene Ontology annotation, biological process: tricarboxylic acid cycle; mitochondrial electron transport, succinate to ubiquinone. The coding region runs from base 1 to 522 and encodes 173 amino acids. Lineage: Eukaryota; Fungi; Ascomycota; Eurotiomycetes; Eurotiales; Aspergillaceae.
AUGGCCUCGAUUGCGCGCCAGACCCCCCUGCUCAGGCAGUCCUGCCUGUCUGCCUUCCGAUCGCCGUUGGCUAGCAGAAAUGCCGCCGGAGUGUCGCAGACCGUGGCUUUCCAUGCCUCUGCCCAGAAGCAGAUUCUGCCUCCUUUGCCUCAGACUGUUGAAGGAACAUUGAACGACCCUGCUCCUGUUCCCGAGCCUCACCCUUCGCACGGUAGCUACCACUGGGUUUUCGAGAGAGCCGUCUGUGUCGGUCUUGUUCCUCUCACCAUUGCUCCCUUCGCUGCUGGAUCGCUCAACCCCGUCACUGACGCCAUCCUUUGCUCCCUGCUCGUCGUUCACUCCCACGUUGGAUUCGACGCCUCGAUCACCGACUACUUCCCCGGAAAGCGUGUCCCCAAGACCAAGACUAUUUUCAGCUGGCUGCUGCGCGGUUUCACCCUCACCACCGCCGUUGGUCUGUAUGAAUUGGAGACCAACGACGUUGGUUUGACAGAGACCAUCAAGCGGGUGUGGAAGGCAUAA